This is a messenger RNA of Diversispora eburnea, 420 nucleotides long. The record is from the annotation of a GenBank genome assembly. Lineage: Eukaryota; Fungi; Glomeromycota; Glomeromycetes; Diversisporales; Diversisporaceae.
AUGCAUGCUGAAAAAACCUUUCGUCGUCAUUUUGUGAAGUAUUCAACAUUGGAACGUGCCAUGAAUAUGUGGAUAAACCAGGUCACAGCUGAAGGAAUGAUUAUAUCAGAUUCAAUAAUAAAAGAAAAAGGUCGUCAAUUUGUACAAGCUUUCAUGAUACUAGAUAAAUCAAUUACAUUUUCAAAUGGAUGGGCUACUAAAUUUAAGCAGCAUAAUGAAUUAAAAAAAAUUAUAAUGCAUGGUGAAGCAGCAAGUGCACCAUUAGAAAACUUAUCUGAAGAACAGAAAAAAUUACAACUUCCCUCUAAUUAUGAUUCAGAAGAUAUAUAUAAUGCUGAUGAAACAAGUUUAUUCUAUCGAUUACUUCUGAAUCAAACACUUUCUACAAAAUCAAUGGCUAGAAAAAAAAGAAAAAAGUAA